UUGAAUGGAUUAUACCUCACUUAGGUUUCAAAGGUCGCUGCAUCAACAAACCUUGCAUUUCCAACUACGACCAGUGUAUCUAAAAUGCGUUACAUAACCGCCUUGUGCUUAAUAUUUGCCUUGGAGUGUACUUGUGAAGUGGUAAUACAACUAGAACCAGAGAAGACUGCAAAAGUAAUUGAAAGUGCUAUCAAAUGUACUAGCAAGCAUGGACUCAAUUUAGAUGUACUGGAAAGAUUAAGGAGUAAAGAGAGAACAAAAGAUGAAAAAUUCUUGAAGUUUUUAUACUGCACCCUUGAAGAUCUUAAAGUUGUGAAGAAAAAUGGAUACUACAUUGAGGAUGAAGCCCUGAAGUUUGUACCGAAACAACAUCAAGCAGUUCUAAAGAAGGCUCUAGAGGAAUGCAACAAGAAACCAGGAAAGGAUCGCAUUGAUGUAUUGUACAAUGUCUCCAGGUGUUUGAGAGACGAUAGCAAUUUACGCGUGUCAAUCUAA
Molecule: messenger RNA, 495 nt
Organism: Cydia amplana
Lineage: Eukaryota; Metazoa; Arthropoda; Insecta; Lepidoptera; Tortricidae
Exons: 2
Coding region: 85-495 (136 amino acids)
Molecular function (GO): odorant binding
Source: RefSeq, a predicted model, not a curated record